AGAACAGCAACGUCACUGACCUUUGAAGAUUAAUACUUGUUGACAAACAGAACACCAACGUCACUUAUCUGUAAUUAUUUCGGUUACAGAAAGGAUGACGUCACCAAACACCUGUUCCGUGUCGGCAGUGCCUUUCAUCUGUUGCCACAGUAACGUCCCAGCACAAUAAAAGCUAAAAAGAUCUCUGAGACAGACAGAAGCCAUUCUACUUAUAUUUACAAAAACAGGAAGCACAGUCCCCUUUCAAAAUAAGUCUCCCAAUAACUGCACAGCUUACCAGUAGGACACAGAGCUUCCCUUAGGUUAUGCCGCCUUGCAUCAAAAAAGCUUACACCACUUUAGCAAACUAAACUCAUGAAUUCCUUCAAUGUCAACAAUCUUUCAGAAAUCACACAGACCCACAAAUCCUUCAGUCCCCGUCUGGACCAAGUACCUUCUCCUCUAAACAACAAACAGGGGAAAAAUAAAUUAUUCUCUGCUGACAGUUAGCCACUUUUUCUUGGAGGACCACUCCCAGUAAAUCUGUGGUUUGUCUUAUAGGCAGUUUGAGUGACAAUAAUAUAAUAAUAUCCUGUAGCUGAUGGGGUCCAAGCUGCUUUAUUUCCACAUUUCUCUUGUAGAGUCAAGGUUUAAACCUGUGCCACAGUUAAAAAUCUGCCUCGUUCACCUUUAAAGUUAGCCAGCAUUACUAAAAGUUUCUGUCUCUUGUGUUUGGUGGAGCUUCAUCUUAUCAGUUUUAUUGUCUGUUGUUAGCUCAUUACAGUGACUGAAAACUCAAACUUUAAAGGGAUAUUCCAGUGUAAAAUUAAUUUAUGGUCAAACCCACCAUAACACCGAGUUAGACACCCCCCCUCCAGAGAUGAAUGUUGUCGACCGCUUGCUUCUCUAGUUAUACCAACUUUAGUAACAACCGCAGGAUAGAAAUACAGAGAGCCACGCGCUCAACCAAAACGCCACUCUAUAGCCACAAAUAAUGCUCAGAACAGCACCUAACUUCAUCAACAGGACAAAGUUUGGCUCCAACAAAGAUGCCAAGCUUAUCUUGAUGUGUCUUUCUGUACUUUGGUGUUUCUGCAGAUGUCCAGCAGCUGUCAGUGAUUAAAGAGGAACCUCUUGAGCUCCAGGAGUGGAGCCCUGAUCUAAACCAAAAGGACACCGAGCACAUGCACAUUAAGGAGGAGGAACUCUGGAGCAGUCAGGAGGGAGAGCAGCUUCAAGGGUUUGAGGAGGCUGAGGCCACCAUGUUCCCAUUCACUGUUGUCAUUGUGAAGAGUGAAGAGGAUGAAGAAAAACCUCAGCCUCCACAGCUUCACCCAAAACCAAUUCAAAAGAUGGAAACAGGAGAUGAUGGAGAAAUCUGUGGAGUUUCAGAACCAGCUGGAAACUCAUAUCCUGUGAGUGAUAACAGGUCAGAAGACUCCUCUGAGACUGAGGAUGAUGAUGAUUGGAAGGAGACCAGAGAGGAUCAGUCAGGAUUAAACUCUGGGAAAUUAAUGAAAAGAAGAGGACAGAAAACUGUCAAGAAAUCUCACAGCUGCUCUGAGUGUGGUAAAAGAUUUAACGCUCCAGGGGCUCUCAUCAGACACAUGUUGGUUCACACAAUGGAGAAACCUUUCAGCUGCUCUGAGUGUGGUAAAAGAUUCAAAUCUCAAGAGGCUCUCAGUAGACACAUGUUAGUUCACAAAGAGGAGAAACCUUUCAGCUGCUCUGAAUGCGAUAAAUCGUUUUCAAAAAAACUGUAUCUGACCAGACACAAAAUAGUUCACACAGAGAGGAAACCUUUCAGCUGCUCUGAGUGUAGUAAACAAUUCAAUUAUCAACCGGCUCUGAAACUACACAUGGUAGUUCACACAGGAGAGAAACCUUUCAGCUGCUCCAAGUGUGGUAGAAGAUUUUUACAAAAACACCAUCUGACCAGACACAUGUUAGUUCACACAGUGGAAAAACCUUUCAGCUGCUCUGAGUGUGAUAAAAAAUAUUUUGAAAAAAGGUCUCUCAGCAGACACAUGUUAGUUCACACAGUGGAAAAACCUUUCAGCUGCUCUGAGUGCGGUAAGAGAUUCAAAUCUCAGUGGAAUCUUAAAGGACACAUGGUAGUUCACAGAAAGGAGAAACUGUACAGUUGCCCUAUGUGUGGUAAAAGAUUCAACCACCAAAGGUAUCUGAAGGGACACAUGUUAGUUCACACAGGAGAGAAACCGUACAGUUGCCCUAUGUGUGGUAAAAGAUUCAACCGUCAAACGAAUCUGAAGGGACACAUGUUAGUUCACACAGGAGAAAAACCAUUUAGCUGCUCUGAGUGUGACAAAAAAUAUUUUGAAAAAAGGUCUCUCAGCAGACACAUGUUAAUUCACACAGGGGAGAAACCAUUUAGCUGCUCUGAGUGUGAUAAAAAAUAUUCUGAUAAAAGGUCUCUGGCCAAACACAUGUUUGUUCACACGGGGGAGGAACCUUUCAGCUGCUCUGAGUGCUGUAAAAGAUUCAGAUCUCAUAAUGCUCUCAACAGACACAUGUUAGUUCACACAGGUGAGAAACCUCUCAGCUGCUCUGAGUGCGGUAAAAGUUUUUCACAAAAACAGCAUCUGGCCAGACACAUGUUAGUUCACACAGGGAAGAGACUCUUCGCUUGUUCUGAUUGUGAUAAAAGAUUUAUACAAAAAGUUGAUCUGACAUGUCACCUGGCAAAUCACAGAGGAGAGAAACCUUUUAGUUGCUCUGAAUGUGGUAAAAAAUUUAGCAAAAAAUUUAACUUGAAAGCUCACAUGGUGUUUCACAGAGGGAAGAAGCCCUUCAGCUGCUCUGAGUGUGGUAAUGAAUAUUAUGAUCAAAGAUCUUUGACCAGACAUGUGCUAGUUCACACAGGAGAGAGACCGUAUGUCUGCUCUGAAUGCAGUAAAGGUUUUAGACAACAAGCUCAUCUGACCUCACACCUGCUCAUCCACAGUGGAGAGAAACCCUUCAGCUGCUCUGAGUGCGGUAAAAGGUUUUACCGCAACACACAUCUGAAUUCACACAUGUCCAUGCACAGUGGAGAGAAACCUUUCAGCUGCUCUGAGUGUGGUAAAAAAUUUAGCCAUAAAUAUCAGCUGACAGCUCACAUGGUGUAUCACAGAGGACAGAAACCCUUCAGCUGCUCUGAGUGCAGUAAAAGGUUUUACUGUGAAAUGCAACUGACCUCACACAUGUUAGUUCACGCAGGGGAGAAACCUUUCAGCUGCUCUGAUUGUGGUAAAAGAUUUUCACGAAAACAGCAUCUGAUCAGACACAUGUUAAUUCACACAAGGGAGAAACCUUUCAGCUGCUCUUAGUGUGGUAACAAAUAUUGUGAUAGAAGAUAUCUGACCUCACACAUGUUAGUUCACACAGGGAGGAUAAAGAAAACUGUUUAGCUGCAGCGUCUGAGAACAAAAAUUCUCUCAGUCUCAGGAUUAUUUAAAGACUUCAGCGCUUCAUCAAAACUAAUCAGGGGAGAAGGAGGAUGAAGAAACAGGAGCUGAUGGAAGGAUGGAGAACCUGAACAAGUCAGAAAAUGAGGAUUACAACAAGAGACUGUGGAGGAGACUCUUCCAACCCUGAGUCUGAGGACCGGGAUGAUUGGACCUGGACCAGAGACCACAAACAAAUUCACAAAGAAUGGACUGGGGCUGAGAAUGGCAUCAAGAAUUAUUCAUCAUUUCUGACCGUCCAGAACUGCUGAGAGUAACAUCAGUGGUUGUGCAAGGCUCAUUGUAAGAGACUUCAUGUAAAGAUGCAUCAUUUCCAUGUCUUUUCAGAGGUGGUCUUGUUGGUAUGAUCAUUGAACAGUUGGACCACAUAUAUGUAAAGUUACACUUGAAGGGUUUUUAUCUGGCUUGGAUGUUUGAUGUUGUUUAGGUACCUGAUUAAAGCAUCACUUUAUCCAAUCCUCAUGCUGUUCAGUUCCACUUUCUUCUUCUCUGACAACAACACAGUUCUAUCAUCGCCUCUUUGACACCAUCAACAUGACAUGAAUCCAACAUGUCAUGGUUAGUUUACCACCACACCCAGAUUAUAAUCCAACUUCCUCAAAUAUCCUUUGUACUCUGUUUUAUGUCUUUAUAAGAUUUUUAUUCCACCCACAAUUUUAAUAUUAAAUCAUUUCCAGUUUUCAAAGUGUACCAGCAACAGAAAUGACUUAUUUCAGUCUUUGACAAGGUCAAAGCAGAAAAACGAUUUAAUUGAAGGUCUAUCAGGAAAGACAGCUGGCAAAUUAACACGACUAAAAUCUAAUUUUUUAACGACACUGAAUUAGUUUAAAAAAUGAUCUUUUUUAAAACUACUCUUUUAUUUUCUGCCCUAAACUCCUGUUCCAAAUCCCAGUCCAGUAGGUGGCGGUAAUGCAACUCCAUGGAUGCUGGCUGCCGUAAAACACCAAAGAGGAAGCGGAAGAAUCAUGUCCGGAGCACGGAGGGACUCUCCCGAGGAGUCAUUAGCAGGAUAACCCGAGUUAAGGCGUCCAUCUGCAGUUGUCUUGUCUCUGUUUGACUCUUGGGUCGGUAGAAAAUGUCCAGGUUUCAGGAUCUUGAAGAUUUCUUCAGCCGGCGGCUGCUCGCUGCUGUUAACGGAGACCUCUCAGGACGAUCAGCAACAUCUGUGUAUGAAGAGGAGCUCCAACGGCAAAGAAAACUGCUGAGUGUGAUUUUAAUGCCUGAAAUCAAACUGAAGAGAGCAGGUUAGUUCACCUUCUUCUUCUUCUUCAACAUGAGAAACGAACAAGAGAAAACCACCGAAGAUCAAAACCUGUUGACAAACAGAACAGCAACGUCACUGACCUUUGAAGAUCAAUACUUGUUGACAAACAGAACACCAACGUCACUUAUCUGUAAUUAUUUCUGUUACAGAAAGGAUGACGUCACCAAGCACCUGUUCUGUGUCGGCAAUGCCUUUCAUCUGUCGCCACAGUAACGUCCCAGCACAAUAAAAGCUAAAAAGAUCUCUGAGACAGACAGAAGCCAUUCUACUUAUAUUUACAAAAACAGGAAGCACUGUCCCCUUUCAAAAUAAGUCUCCCAAUAACUGCACAGCUUACCAGUAGGACACAGAGCUUCCCUUAGGUUAUGCCGCCUUGCAUCAAAAAAGCUUACACCACUUUAGCAAACUAAACUCAUGAAUUCCUUCAAUGUCAACAAUCUUUCAGAAAUCACACAGUCCCACAAAUCCUUCAAUCCCCGUCUGGACCAAGUACCUUCUCCUCUAAACAACAAACAUGGGAAAAAAAAAUAUUCUCUGCUGACAGUUAGCCACUUUUUCUUGGAGGACCACUUCCGGUAAAUCUGUGGUUUGUCUUAUAGGCAGUUUGAGUGACAAUAAUAUAAUAAUAUCCUGUAGCUGAUGGGGUCCAAGCUGCUUUAUUUCCACAUUUCUCUUGUAGACUCAAGGUUUAAACCUGUGCCACAGUUAAAAAUCUGCCUCGUUCACCUUUAAAGUUAGCCAGCAUUACUAAAGGUGAACGAGGCAGAUUGAGAUUGAUGAUGGAGAAAUCUGUGGAGUUUCAGAACCAGCUGGAAACUCAAAUCCUGUGAGUGAUAACAGGUCAGAAGACUCCUCUGAGACUGAUGAUGAUGAUGAUUGGAAGGAGACCAGAGAGGAUCAGUCAGGAUUAAACUCUGGGAAAUUAAUGAAAAGAAGAGGACAGAAAACUGUAAAGAAAUCUCACAGCUGCUCAGAGUGUGGUAAAAGCUUCAACUGUCAACAGGCUUUGAAAAUACACAUGUUGGUUCACACAGGAGAGAAACCUUUCAGCUGCUCUGACUGCAGUAGAAGAUUUUCUCUUAAACAACAUCUGACCAGACACAUGUUAGUUCAUACAGUGGAAAAACCCUUUGGCUGCUC
This is a messenger RNA of Xyrichtys novacula (pearly razorfish), 5850 nucleotides long. Lineage: Eukaryota; Metazoa; Chordata; Actinopteri; Labriformes; Labridae. The record is from the annotation of a GenBank genome assembly.